AGGGGUGCUUUUGUUUCUACGAGAGAGAGAGGGACCGAGAGCGAGAGAGAGCUCUACUGGGGCUGAGGCUGAGCCUGCACCGGAUUCAUUGUUGUUGUUGUUGUUGUUGUUGAUGAUGAUGAGGCCAUUGUUACCUUUUCAUUGAUGAUCACGGUGUAGGAGCAUCUGCUUGGACGCAGCUUCUCACAUCGAGAGAUAGAGCGAGGGAUAGUGAGAGAGAUAGCGACACAGACACACUUGGAGUGUCAGUCAUGCAUUGUUGGUAUGAGAAUUUUGGUAGUUUAGGAGGCUCGAUUCGAGCGAUGUUGGAGCACGUAAUAUAUGAGAUUGCACCGAGCGUUGAGAAGCAGAUGAAGCGGGGAUAAUUGAGAGCCCACAAUUGGGAGGAGGAGAGGAGAAGGGGAGGUUUGCGAAGGCGAAGCGAAGCCGCGUCAGAAGGAGGAGAGAGGGGAGGGGGUGAGUUGGAGGAAUGUUCGAAUGAGAAAGAGAGACGCUUCGUCCCCAGGGGUUUGAUUUGGUGUUGUUGUGGUGGAGAUUCUUUGGGUGAGACAUUCAGAUGCUCACAUCGUCUUGGUGCCCUCACACGGGACUAGUUGAGGAUUUCGCUGUGACUCUGUCCACCAGAGCUCACAAAUCUAGCCCGCUGCUGGGUCGUUACACCAGGUUGUACGGGUUCUGUCCAGGGUACUCUUGAAAACGAGACCACGGAACCUAGCUGUACAGAUGUAAUUUUGGGUUCUGGAUCGUGGAUUUGCAUGGAGGAUGAGGGGUGAUGGUAAGGGAAAAGUAGAUGAGGCGAGGAGGGGCGUUGGUAGGGGAGGCAAAGGUGGGUUCGUGUCGACAUGAGAGUCAAGCAGGCAGGGUCACAAUCGACGUCGAGUAAUCGACGACCCCCACAACAUAGUUCGUGCAUGGAAGCUUCUUUCAAGGCUGGGAGAGGCGAUGACUGUUGUGGAGAUGCUGGUUUGGCUGGAAGCAGGAUGCGGGAGCCAACGGGUGGCAACUACUCGCUAGUGCGUCACAAUAGUGCAGUAUUUGAGCAUGAUUUUGAAUCCAAUCGAAGUGGUUUGGUCCACACUGCUAGUGAAGUGAGAGAAGAAAUGCAGUUAGGGUUGCCACACGGCUCUAAGGACCACAUGAAAUCGGAUGGAUGCGGCAGUGAUGGUAAAUCAGGGCAAAGUAAGGUCAAGGAUGGGCUAGUGAGGCAGGUUUCGCGAGAAUCACAUGAGUUCUCGCAGGAAAUGUAUUCCUCAUCGUCUACGUCCGGAAAGAGUGGUCACAUCAAUAGCUUUGUGCUGAAGAACUAUUCACUGCAUGACAGACGCAGCUUGAGUCUUCCCAUCGGUAAGGAAUACUCCAUUAGUCGUACUCUAUCGUCGGAGUUUCAAACGCAUGUCGAAAGCGACAACAACUCUAGGAAUGUAACAUACUCUGAGCGACAUACGAGCGUCAGCAACUCAUCCUCCUCCUGCGACGGUGCCGAUGGGUACUACAUGCAGGACAUCGACAUUGAAGCCGAGAGGCACUCCAAAUUCACUCUAUUUUUUCAAGCGGGGACAACGCUCCUCACCGUAAUGGGGGCCAUGUUUAUUUUGUACGUGUGUAUACGAUUCUUGACGUCUGCCACUAGUAUUAACUUUGGAGAUGAACCUAGGUUGAACCGCAACAACAACCCUGGUUUGCAGCAUGAUAACAGCAAUAGUGCUUACUCUCAUUGUAGGCUCUUUGUCAAGGUAUGCCCUUUACUAGGGCUGUUUACUGCGGGGUUUGUAGUGGUGGCUAGGACAUGGGUGUCGGAAGGUCGGUUGUGGCGAUGGGCCCCGACUUCUCCGAUGAACUGUGGUCACUGUGAUGAUUACGAUGAGAACCGACGUCUGGCCGAGGAGGCCGAUGAGAAGGUUCGACAGGCUGAUCGAUCUAAGCAGCAGUUCAUGGCCUAUGUCUUUCACAAUAUAAGAGUGCCUUUUAACGCCAUUGUUUUGGGACUCGGUCACAUGCGAGCUCUCGGAGACGGAAGUGGCAUGGUAGGAAAUGUAGCCGAUAAGAUGGACUUAGUGCAAAUGAUGCUAGACUGCGCGGAGACAAUGACGAGUGUGCUUGACGACGUCACGGAUAUGGGUCAAUGGGAAGGUGGGCAGAUGGAACUUCACAAGGAUGAAUUUGACAUUCUUGCGGUCAUAAAGUUUUUAUCCUGGGGCUUGAAGGAUUUGUUGGAGCAGAAGGACAUUGCAUUUAAAAUGAAUAUUGACAGUUUGGCAAGCCAGCUCCUAACGUCGCAUCGAGUUAUCGGAGAUAAGCAGCGUGUUGUACAAACUUUAGGAAAUUUUCUAAGUAACGCGGUCAAAUUUACGCCAUCUGGAGGCAAGUUAGAUCUGGAUCUACAAUGCGAGGAGGUUGUGGAGAGCAAUAAUAUUGAAGAUCAUGUGCCGAAUACUUCUCCGACCACCCAAACAAGCGAGGGGUCGUUACUGGGGGCUGCUGGCAUCCAAAUCUUGUCAAAGACUUCAUCUCAGGUGAAGUCUGGCAAGGGGAAAGUAGCGAGGUUGCGGCUUUCUGUGAAAGAUAAUGGAAUUGGAAUAUCUGCUCAAGACCAGGCAAAGUUAUUCGAACCGUAUUCAUUUGUAACUUCAGGAUGGGUCCUGAAAGCAGGCGUUUCUGGGUUGGGUCUGAGCAUGGCAAAAAGGUUCGUAGAACGCGCUGGAGGGAGCAUCGGUGUGGAAUCUGAAGAAGGGAGUGGCAGUACUUUUUUCUUUUCCAUACCUUUUCCUCUUGUGCCAGUGACUGUGAGUCACGACCGGGAGUUAGUCAAGUCGGAUGGAGGAGCAGCUUUGCUUCAGAAAUCCGAGGUUACUCAAUCAAUGGAUAGUUCAGGUGUGACAGUUGUGCACGAAUCCAUCACGUUGUCAAGAAGGCGAUCCAAUCUUCAAAAUCAAGAGGAUUUGAAGCCGGCGGUAAAAAAGAAAUUGGCAACUGAAGUGCCCGAUGUGAAUAGGGAUAUACCUGAUGGCUGCACAAAACACUCGAAGCAUGAUGAGGGGUGUCAAAGGAAAGUGCUGCUUGUCGAAGAUACGCGAAUCAAUAGAAUAAUUCUACGGAAGGUGUUAUUAAACCUGAAUUUACAGUGUGAUGAAGCUGAGAACGGUCAAAUAGCAGUGGACUUUCACAAAGAAGGGAGGACAUACAAUCUUGUGUUAAUGGAUAAAGAGAUGCCUGUGAUGGAUGGCCAUGAAGCUACAAGACAACUACGAAAUAUGGGAGUGAAGACUCCGAUUGUUGCAUUAACCGGAAAUGCAUUAACCACUGAUAGAGAAUUGUUUUUCAAGGCUGGUGUGGACGACUUUCACACUAAGCCUUUGUCCAGAGAUAAACUUGUACAGCUGUUGGCACGGUUUGGAGUCGAAAGUUCGUGUUCAAAGACUUCAUGUUCAAAGAGGGUGUGAUGGAAAACCAUUCUUUGACUGUGGGGUUAUUCAGCUUUGGCUUUUUUGCCUCCUGUAACACUUAUUUGCAAAAGAGAUCUUUUAAAAAGGUGCUUAAUGCGGUAGGGGGAUUUAUUUUGGAAGCCUUCACUGUAGGUGCUGAUGGAUGUCGAAGAUGCAUACGACUGCCUGUCUAACUCGGUUUUUUUGACUCUGGCAAGCUUUGAACAUUUUGAUGUUUGCAUGCUGUUGCUGGUUUGUUGAGACCACAUUGACUGCCACGUUUCAGGGUGGACGUACAAGGUUGCGUCUUAAUUUUGACUAAAGUUAGACCUUAUUUAUAGAAGUACUUUCCGCAAUUCAUUUGCAUCUCAAUUACUUGGUAAUGUGUACUGCAUUCAUUGGAUCUGUUCUGGCGUCUGUCAUAAAUUGGCAGAAAUAAUUUAGUUGUACAUUGUCCGGCCCUGCAGCUUAUAACUGUGUUUUAACAUGAUGGUUACCUUCAGUCUUUGGUC
Molecule: messenger RNA, 3934 nt
Organism: Physcomitrium patens
Lineage: Eukaryota; Viridiplantae; Streptophyta; Bryopsida; Funariales; Funariaceae
Biological process (GO): phosphorelay signal transduction system; protein autophosphorylation
Cellular component (GO): plasma membrane
Molecular function (GO): phosphorelay sensor kinase activity; histidine phosphotransfer kinase activity
Source: RefSeq, a predicted model, not a curated record